Bombina bombina (fire-bellied toad) is the source of this 1674-nucleotide messenger RNA. Its product is annotated as oocyte zinc finger protein XlCOF26-like. Bases 184 to 1230 code for a protein of 348 amino acids. The transcript is spliced from 3 exons. Lineage: Eukaryota; Metazoa; Chordata; Amphibia; Anura; Bombinatoridae. Gene Ontology annotation, biological process: regulation of transcription by RNA polymerase II. Gene Ontology annotation, molecular function: DNA-binding transcription factor activity, RNA polymerase II-specific; RNA polymerase II cis-regulatory region sequence-specific DNA binding. The record is from RefSeq and is a predicted model, not a curated record.
GAGAAUCCAAUGUUAAACAACGUUCCAAUGUAGUUGUAUGAGGCAAUGACAAAGGGCAUGUAUGUGCAUCCAUCAAUCAUCAUCUGACACGGCCAGAGCACUGAGAGAUAUCAGGUAUUGAUGUAACUUGAGUGAAUAAGGGAACCUUCUUCCUGAGCACAGACAUUGGAGCCUGUUAUCAGCAUGAACUCAUAUGUGUUAGACAAACACGUCAAUAGUUCAUAUCCAUCUGUCACUACAGGAAGCAUCAGAAUGAUACCGCAAACUCCAAACAUCUUAGACACUAAUGACUAUUCACAAACAUUGGGGAAAUCACAGCAGAUAUUUAAAGGAGAUGGAGAAUUGGCAGGAACUGGGCAGCAAUCAUUAUGUACAGAGAGUAAUUUAGUCAUCAAACAAGAGGACAACAUUUAUGCCUUAUCUAGUGAAAUGAUUAUCCCAGAGGAUAAACCACACACAUUCACUGAGUACUCAAAACAUUUCAAAGAAGGGAAAAGUCUUACGUCUAGCCAAAUGGUUCAUACAAAUAAGAAACCAUUCAAAUUUACAGAAUGUGAGAAAAGCUUGAAAAGUAAUUUGCAUCUCCUUGAAAACCAUACAAUUCACACAGUUGUGAAAACUUACACAUGUACAGAAUGUGAGAGAUGUUUCACAUCUAAAGGAAGCCUCAGGUAUCACAAAAAGACCCACACAGGGGAGAAACCUUUCACAUGUACACAGUGUGGAAAAAGUUUUACACAUAAAAGUAGUCUGAAAACUCAUGAAAGGAGUCACACAGGAGAAAACCCUUUCACAUGUACAGAGUGUGGAAAAUGUUUUAGACAAAUAAGUAAUCUGAAAACUCAUGAGAGAAUUCACACAGGAGAAAAACCUUUCACAUGUACAGAGUGUGGAAAAGGAUUUACACUAAAGAGUCAUUUGAGAACUCAUGAAAGGAUUCACACCGGCGAAAAGCCUUUCACAUGUACAGAGUGUGGAAAAGGAUUUACAAACAAGAGUGAUAUAAAAACUCAUGAAAUGAGUCACACAGGAGAAAAACCUUUCACAUGUACAGAGUGUGGAAAAUGUUUUACACAAAAGAGUAAUCUGAAAACUCAUGAAAGGAUUCACACAGGAGAAAAACCUUUCACAUGUGCAGAGUGUGGAAAAUGUUUUACAGUAAAGAAAACUCUUAAACAUCAUGAAAGGAUUCACACAGGAGAAAAACCUUUCACAUGUUUAGAAAGUUGAAAAAGUUAUCCAAUGUCAGUCAGGUAUCACAAAACACAACAUAUUUACUCACAAAUAAACUUAAAAGCAAAGUGUGGAAACCUUUUAAAAAUUAUCCUAAAGAGGACAAACUCCCUAAAUAGAAGAGUCAAAAAAGGCUCCUAUUGGAAAUAAUACUUUCUAAAUCCUAGUUACAAAAUCUCCAUAUUGGAAGAGCUCUCCUGCUGUCCUUUAUUCCUCUAUAUAUGUGCACCUCAGUUUCUGUCAUAUCAAUAGGAUAGAAUCCAAACACCAAACAGGAAUAUACAACUCUGUCCUCAUACUGACAAGUUUACACAAACAUUCACCACCAAAGCACCCCCAGUGUUGUUUAUUAAUAGGACAGCGUACUCAUUGAUUCCUGCAUGUUGAUGGAAUUUUUUCUUCCUAAUGGGAAAGAGUCCACAGCUGAAUUCAUUACUUGUG